AUUUAUCAUUCAGUCGGACGCCAGAUGUCAGCUGUUGCUUGAUCAACUUUUCGCUUGGAGUUGCUUUUUCUUGUUCUCUUCGAUUUGAUUUUGACUGCAUUACUAUGACGCGCAAAUGGUCAAACAAGGAGACGAAGCUGUUGCUGCGCCUCUACCUGAAGUACAAGCGAGACUUCCGAGAACGUCACAAGAAGCGAGCAGAGAUCUGGCAACAUGUUGUGAGAGAGUUUGAGCAGCAUGGCUUUAAGGCCAACUACAUAAUGCUGGAUCGCAAGUUUCGCAAUAUGAGCCGCACCUACUUCAACAUCAAGCGUCAGAAAAAAGACGAUGAUCCGAACUGGGAGUACUUUAGCGCCAUGGACGAGAUCUAUUCAGGUACGUUGCCCGAACCGCGUAAUAUAACGAUUACAUACGAGGAGCCGCCCGAGGAGGAAGAGAGCCAGCAGCUCUUUGAGAUCAAAACAGAGCCUGAAGUCAGCUCAUCUGAGAUACUACUGGAUGAGCCUAACUUCGAGGAGUUGGUCUCUAGCCGCAUCAAAGUGGAGCAGCCAGAUAUCGAUAUGGAGAGUAGGAGAUUACUGCAAGCUCUGGAGGCUGAGCGUGUGGAGGAGCUGCGCGCCAUACGAGCCACCUUGGAGGAGUCAAAUGAAAUACAGCGACAACGGAACACCCUGCUGCAAGAGCGAAAUGAGCUGAUGAGGCGCUAUCUUGGCAAUAAUAUUAAAUGUACUAAUCCGCAUCUAUAUAAUUUAGUUAACUAGAUUAGCAUUACUAACAAUGUACUAAUCCGCAUCCAUAUAAUUUAGUUAACUAGAUUAGCAUUACUGAUUGAUUUACCUUCACCGACUACAACUUUAUUUAUUUAUUUUUGUAUGCAUAUUACAUGUAUGUGUAUAUCUGAUUUGUAUUUGUAUAUUAACGAGAAUGAUAUAGGAAUCUCUCUGCUUUAAGGGUGGUUUUUUGUAUCUGACUAU
Molecule: messenger RNA, 974 nt
Organism: Drosophila mojavensis
Lineage: Eukaryota; Metazoa; Arthropoda; Insecta; Diptera; Drosophilidae
Exons: 2
Coding region: 105-761 (218 amino acids)
Biological process (GO): positive regulation of DNA-templated transcription
Cellular component (GO): nuclear body
Source: RefSeq, a predicted model, not a curated record